Molecule: messenger RNA, 3276 nt
Organism: Trichoderma citrinoviride
Lineage: Eukaryota; Fungi; Ascomycota; Sordariomycetes; Hypocreales; Hypocreaceae
Product: Piwi-domain-containing protein
Exons: 8
Coding region: 1-3276 (1091 amino acids)
Molecular function (GO): RNA binding; protein binding
Source: RefSeq, a predicted model, not a curated record
AUGUUUGUCUACUUCUUCCUCCGAAGAUAUCGUCAUAUUGUCCUACUAGUCAAAGCAAGCCUGUGGGAGGCUUUCUCGAUCGUCAACUUUGACUCGUUGCGCAGGCACUGCCUCACCAUCAGGACUUGGCGACGCCUACCCUUCAUAUCCUUACACGCGACCGUCUUCAGCAUCAUCGAGUCAAGCUCGUCGAUAUUGCCGGAUCUAACAUUGGAACAGACAUCAGCAGAGAUUCGUCUCCACGGUGAAUACUAUCGUGAUUUUGACAGAAAGUCAGAAUUCUCAACAUGUCUGAGCGAGGCCGCUCCCCUGCCGCCUCCGGGCAUGGCACGCCUGGACAAGGCAGCCCUCACCACUCUCGUGGACCCUCUGUGGCAGGUUCUGCAAGAAGCCGUGGUGCUUCUCCAGCACAAGGCCCUCCGGGACAAGGCUCACCGGCACAAGGCUCGCCGUCCGGCGGUCCGCGCCCUGGCUGGGCUCCCAGCAUGGGAUUUGAUCCCGCGAAGCCCGAGAGCAAGGAUCGAAAGGGCAAUACUCAAAGAUGUGUUUGCUGUUCGCGGCAAAAACCUGACCUCCGAAGGCCGACCUGAGAUUGUUGAAGUCAAUCAACUACGAAUGACCAAAUUUGACUUCAGCAAGAAGAUAUACCAAUACGACGUGGUUCUCUCGCCGGAACCCGACAAACGCGGCCCCGUCUUGAAGAAGAUCUGGGCUCAUGCCAACCUCAAGAAUGCACUCGCCGCGUACAACUACCCCAUGUGGAUCAUGGACGGGUCUCGCUUGGCAUGGUCUCCUGCCUUGGUCGACCGCGGCGAGAUUCAAGUCACGGUCGAUUUGGACGGUGGCAAGCCUCCUGGACGCUCCGGGCGUUCCAACAAGUUCUACGUCAUGCUUCGCAAGACUACGGAGAUUCAGAUGGGCGCUCUCCGGGGCUAUCUGGAGAGGAAGAUGCAAUUCAACAACAGCGUCCAGGAAGCACUCAACUUCAUGGACCACCUCAUUCGCCAGUGGCCGUCUGAGCAUUUGCUGGCUAUCAAGCGCAGUUUUUACAAGAAGAACGAAGCCGGAGUUCCCCUCCUCAGAGAUGGAGUAAUCACCGUUCACAAGGGGACCUACGUUUCUCUUCGACUGUCUAACAAUCUUUCCAAGGGAGGCAUCGGUCUUGCUCUGAACGCAGAUGUUACCAACACCUGCUUUUGGACGGGUCGACAGACCAUGGACCAGUACAUGAUGAGCUUUCUCCGCACACUGGACAAGCGCUAUCAGAGAGAGGAAGUUGCUACUACGAAGAUUUUCAACCCGGUUCGAAAUGCCAAGGGAGAGUGGCAAUCAUCGGAUGCCUUCAAGCAACUUCGCAAGAUGCGCAAACUCAAGUUUACCAUCCGACACAUGAACCGCGACCCUAAGCUUGCAGAGAAGGUCUACACGGUGAUGGACUUUGCAUUCGAUCAGAAAUACGGACCGCAGGGCGGUGCCAACGCUGUGACAGUCAAGUUUGACUACAAUGGCCGUGAGAUCUCGGUGGCUGACUACUACCGAGAGAAGUACAAUGCCACCUUGAAGUACCCCUUCCUCCCUCUGAUCGCGACGGGUAAGAAUGGACACAUCCCGAUGGAGUUCGCCUUUGUUGAGCCGAUGCAAAGAUACGCUUUCAAGCUGAAUCCCGAACAGACGGCAGCAAUGAUCAAGAUUGCUGUGACCCGCCCCAACGUUCGCAAGGGCGACAUUAUGAAGAACAUCGGAGACCUUCGCCUGCAGCAAGAUCCCUAUCUCAAAUUCUACGGCGUGGAACUGCAAACGCAGUUCGCCAAGACAGAGGCCAGGGUCUUGAACGCCCCUCUCGUGAACUUUGCCCAGGGUACAGCUGACCCCAAGUACUCUGGCCGCUGGGAUCUUCGCGGCAAGAAGUUCUUCAAGCCGAACGUCGCCCCUCUGAUCAACUGGGGCUUCAUCGUCAUGGAUGACUGUGUCCAGUUCUCGCAGCUUCAGCAGUUUGCCCGCACGUUCAAGACGACCUUUAUGGGCCACGGAGGCAUUUGCAAGAACGACCCUCUUUUGAUCAACGUGCCGGGCCACGUCAAGAACAAUGUUGCUCAAGCACUCGCCUAUGCACACAACCAGAUCACUCGCGAGCGGGGAUAUACGCAGCUCAUCUUUGUCGUUGUUCAGCACAAGAACAGCCCUCAUUACGAGCGGCUGAAGAAGUCUGCUGACUGCCGCUUCGGCGUCCUGACCCAGGUUGUGAAUGGUGCCUCUGUUGCGUCCAACAACGGCCAAUAUCACUCCAAUGUGUGCAUGAAGGUCAACGCAAAACUCGGCGGAUCGACGUCCCGCACAAAUCCUCCAUGGAAGAUGCAGGGGACCUAUUUCCCCAAGGACCGGCCUACCAUGAUUGUGGGCGUCGACAUUUCUCACGCUGCUCCCGGCGGCCCGUCUCCCUCUGUGGCGGCCAUGACGAUGUCGGUGGACCGAGACGCAACCAAGUAUGCCGCCAUGGUUGAGACGAAUGGCUACCGGGUGGAAAUGCUCAGCCACGCCAACGUCCAUACUCUGUUCGGCCAUCUUUGCAAGGUUUGGAUGAACGGGCACGACCGCCAGUUCCCCAAGCACGUCAUUUACUUCCGGGAUGGAGUCGCAGAGGGACAGUUUGCUCAUGUCAUUGAGCAGGAAAUCAAGGAGAUAAAAGGUUACUUCAAGCAGGCGGCUCCCAGCCAACAGCUGCCCAAGUUUACGGUCAUUGUGGCGACGAAGCGUCACCACAUCCGCUUCUUCCCUGAGAAGGGGGACCGAAACGGAAACGCCUUGCCCGGAACUUUGGUGGAAAAGGAGGUUACUCACCCAUUCAUGUACGACUUCUACCUCUGCUCGCACGUGGCGAUCCAGGGAACGGCUCGGCCUGUCCACUACCACGUGCUCAUCGACGAGAUGAACAUCCCGGUAAACGAGUUGCAGAAGAUGAUUUAUCAUCAGUGCUACUCUUACGCCCGAUCGACGACGCCGGUGUCGCUUCAUCCGGCCGUCUACUACGCACAUCUCGCCGGCAGCCGUGCCCGCGCUCACGAAAACAUUGCGACGAGCGAGGGAUUCCGCGCCGGCGCCAAGGGUCACGAGAUGAUCCGCGACAAGGUGGCCAAGGGAGAGUCGAUGAGCGUCCCUCAACGGGGCAGCGAUGCCCCAUCUCUUCUCCAGCUUGGCGGAAAACCGGAGAAUAAUACUCCCAUUGACGGAGAGAUGAGACAGAGAGAAUUCUUCAGAGGCACCAUGUGGUACAUCUAA